Molecule: messenger RNA, 4059 nt
Organism: Acipenser ruthenus (sterlet)
Lineage: Eukaryota; Metazoa; Chordata; Actinopteri; Acipenseriformes; Acipenseridae
Product: DENN domain-containing protein 2A-like
Exons: 20
Coding region: 353-3427 (1024 amino acids)
Biological process (GO): retrograde transport, endosome to Golgi
Cellular component (GO): actin cytoskeleton
Source: RefSeq, a predicted model, not a curated record
UGUUUACGUUCGUUAUCAGGACAAAGAUUGCGACGUGCAGACCUCGUUUUUAGCUGUACAGGACAUUCCCGAUAGAAAAGCAGAGACAAUAGCACUGAUUAAAAUACUACUGCAUUAUGGACUGGGCUGCAAGCCGGUGUAAUGACAGGCAGGAAAGCAGAAGUGGCUACGGAGAUUGAAGCGCAAUUCCCGGUUGCUAUUAUCCAAUCACUGCGUCUCAAACCGACUGGCACUUGAAAGCGUGGAUGCUGCUAAUGCAAUUGGAUAUGUUAAGAAGUUCUCCACAAUACUGAACACUUUGUUUUGGUUUUAAUCAUGGCAUGCUUCAAAGACAUAGAGGUGUGUAGUGACAAUGCCAGUUGCUAACACGAUGACUGCCGGUAGGGCGGUGCUGGUGGGAAGGAACUUUGAAAACUGUAAUUCCCAAUCUAUCGACAGGCUUCAGUUUUGUGGAGUGAAGAGAGGGGAGAUUUUGGCUGCAAUUGUUUUGGACUCAGGCCUCCAGUUGAAAGGGGAGACCAAGACCCUGUUGACCUCCUUGGAUAAUCUGACUGACGCUCAGGAACGCACCACCAUGUUGACCCAAAAGCAUACGGGUGCGGACCAUCAAGCCAGCGAAAAUGGGCUGACUGGAAGUAACAAGUUUGCAAAAAAACUGCCUGCUAACAAGCUGGGCCUCAAGAGCAAGGCCAGUAUACGAGACAAGAUCUCGCAGUGGGAGGGCAAAAAGGAGGUCCCAUCCCCACUUCUGACCAGAAAAGAGCCAGAAACGGCAAAGAAAGAGGAGAUAAAGACCUCCGAGGUCCGGAGGGGAAAUAGCAGAAGAUUUGUGGGCUGCGAGAAGGAGGACCCGGGGAAGGAGAAUUCAGGAAAGACCAGGGAUUUGAGGUCUAACACCCCACAGGCACCUGUGAACAGGGAGUGUAAAUUAGAAAAGGGGAUUAGCGAGAAGCUGUGUGCAAAUGUCCGGGACAAUAAGUCUGUUCUGACUCACAUCAAGAAGCUGGAGCAGGCCUUGAAGGAAGGACCCAGCCAGCCUCAGUUGGUGAUGCCAGGCAAUUACUUCUGCCCUGCCAAGGAAGACGAAGCGAAGGGGUGGGAGAGGAGGCCAACAGAGCCCAUUUUUGGGACACUGGAGGUGGUGAGGCCUGGCAGCAGGACAAGUGAUCAGGAAAAUGUCUACACUGAGCCAGGCACCCCCUCCAUCAACCCUCUCCCAAAGCCUCAGCGCACUUUUCAGCAUGAUGGGCCGGGGUCUCCCUCAGGCACAGCACCGGGGCUAGGGAGGGGGAGGAGGAACUUACCACCACUGCCUUCUAUCCCUCCACCACCCCUCCCCACCUGCCCUCCCCCCAGUAUCAGCAGGAGAGCCUGGGCAGACAGACAUAGAAACAAUGCUAACAGGAAGUCGUAUGAGUUUGAGGAUGUUCUUCAGUCUUCGACAGAAGGUUGCCAGGUGGACUGGAAUGUCCAGUCCAAACUGUCUCUUACACGCACUUUAUCAGAAGAGAAUGUCUACGAAGACAUCCUAGACCCCCCUUCAAAGGAAAACCCCUAUGAAGAUAUUGAGACAGAGAGCCGCGGUGUGGGGAAUAAGUGUAUUCUGCCCCGCUCACCGCCUUUCUCUGCCCCUGGGACCCCCACUAAGCUCCCCUCCAAGCCGAGUUUCUUCCGCCAGAACUCAGAGCGACGCAGCUUCAAGCUGCUUGACCUGAGGAAGACAAACCGUGAGGGUGCGUGUUCCCCCUCCAUAGUCAGCCCCCCCUCCACCCCCAGCAGCCCAGACGACACCCCCUGCCUUUCGGGAGACCCCAACAACCGCCGCCGCAGGAAGAUACCAAAGCUGGUGUUGAAGAUCAAUGGUAUUUACGAAGCCCGUCGGGGGAAGAAGCGCAUGAAGAGGGUGUCUCAAUCCACAGAGUCCAGCUCUGGCAAAGUUACAGAUGAGAACAGUGAGUCCGAGAGCGACACAGAAGAGAAGCUGAAAGCUCAUAGCCAGCGGCUGGUGCACGUGCAGUCCAUGCUGAAGCAGACAGGACACUACCACACCCAGGAGAGGGACCUGCUGGACCUGCUGAACCUGCAGGAGCGCAAGCUGUUUGAGUACUUCCUGGUGGUGGCGUUGCACAAGAAGCAGGCAGGGCUGCCGUACCUCCCUGAGGUCACGCAGCAGUUCCCACUCAAGCUGGAGCGAGGCUUCAAGUUCAUGCGUGAGACGGAGGACCAGCUGAAGGUGAUCCCCCAGUUCUGUUUUCCUGAUGCCAGAGACUGGGCGCCUGUGCAGAACUUUGCCAGUGAAACCUUCUCGUUCGUUCUGACUGGAGAGGAUGGGAGCAGGAGAUUUGGAUACUGUCGACGUUUACUGCCCAGUGGAAAGGGAAGGCGACUGCCGGAGGUGUACUGUAUUGUGAGCCGAUUGGGGUGCUUUGACCUGUUUUCAAAGAUCCUGGAUGAGGUGGAGAAGAGGAGGGCGAUCUCCCCGGCUCUCGUCCAGCCCUUCAUGAGAAGCAUCAUGGAGGCGCCGUUCCCUGCCCCAGGCAGGACCAUCACCGUCAAAAACUUCCUCCCUGGCUCCGGGACCGAGGUGAUCAUGCUGUGCCGCCCGUUGGACUCACGGCUUGAGCAUGUGGAUUUCGAGUGUCUGUUCUCCUCACUGAACGUGCGGCUGCUGGUUCGAGUGUUCGCUUCUCUGCUUCUGGAGAGGAGGGUGAUCUUCACUGCUGACAAGCUGAGCACGCUGUCUCAGUGCUGCCACGCCGUUGUUGCCAUGCUGUACCCCUUUGCUUGGCAGCACACCUACAUCCCGGUGCUGCCCCCCUCCAUGAUCGACAUCGUCUGCACCCCCACCCCCUUCAUCGUGGGCCUGCUGUCCAGCUCCCUGCCCCAGCUCAAAGAGCUACCCAUCGAAGAGGUCCUGGUGGUUGACCUUUGUAACAAUCGGUUCCUGAGACAGAUGGACGACGAGGACUCAAUCUUGCCCCAUAAACUGCAAGCAGCCCUAGAACACGUACUAGAGAAGAGGAAGGAGCUAGCGUGCGAGAAAGGAGAGCCUUCCUUGAAUGACUCGAGCUCUUUGAGUGUGGUGGUAUCGGAGGCCAUUGUGCGCUUCUUUGUGGAGAUGGUAGGGCACUACUCACUGUUCCUGGGCCCGGGGGAGCGUGAAGACGAGGGGGCUGUGUUCCACCGCGAUGCCUUCCGCAAGGCCAUCUCCUCCAAAAGCCUGCGCCGCUUCUUGGAGGUCUUCAUGGAGACGCAGAUGUUCGCUGGCUUCAUCCACGACCAGGAUCUGCGACGGCAGGGACUCCGGGGUCUGUUUGAAUUACGAGCCCAGGAUUACCUGGACUCCCUUCGAGGCAGCGAGCAGAGUGGUGUCAAUAAAUUCCUCAAAGGGUUAGGUAACAAAAUGAAGUUCCUUUCCAAAAAAUGAGUUUAAAGAAUCAACGAUAACCAACAUUACCAAGAAGAAUUAAACCUCCCAUACUCAGAGGAAAAGCUUUUUGUUUAUUUCCUGGAUAGAAUCAAAUAAAUGAAAAUAAUCACAUGAUAGAAUAUAGCUUCACUUGAGACUGGAUUCUAUUCAGGGACUAAAACUUUAAAAUACUGAGCAGUGAAAAGCUGUCUGGGUUGUGAGUGACUCCUAUAACUGCUGAGCAAAACUUAAACCAGAGCGGGCAAGAGUUCUGCACUGGGAGCCUGAGGAUCCUGGUUUAUAACUUACCUGGUGUCCGUGCAGAGUCCUCCCGUGGUUUGAGGGUCAGACACUGAGUGCUGUUCCUGUGACGCAGUACUGAGUUUAACUGAAUGCUACAGGAGUGUCUGUUCAGCUGGGGGUUGUGAUGCCAUUACAUUUCAAGAACAUUUCACUUAGUCUCCAGACCUGCCUACAUUCCCCAACAGGAGACUUGAUUUAAAGCUAGAACUCCACAAGCUGGAACAGAAUACAAACUUAUCCUAAAGACAGUGACUUGUGAACCAAAAGGAAACAGUUCUUUCUAACCAAAAGGGUAUCUUCCAGAAUGACUGCUCCUUAAGUGGCUAAUAAAUGGGAUUCUGUUAAAA